AUGCCGGUCUUGCGCGGUGGCCUUGUUCGGAACCCAGCCUCGGAUGUUGUAACCUUGAUGCUGGUGUGUCGUGCCUGGAAGGAGUUUACUUUAAAGCACGCGUCGACAUGCCAUCGUCAAGUGUGCGCGACGGGGCUUCGGAUCGCCUUUCUUCUCGACGCUGUUCAUCUGGCAUGUCUUGAGAACCAGUCCAAAAAGGCAAAGCUUAAGCGAAUACCCCAGAACGUCAAACUGUUGCUGUCGGAGGGCAGCUGUUGCUUUGGUACAGCAGAUUGCUAUCACAGUGAAAACAUGGUGGCAUCAACCUCAAGCUGCAGGGCCGACAUAAGCAGCAACGCAGCCAGCACCAGCACCACCAUCAGCCCUAUCGUAGGCUAUGGACAUGAUAGGAUGGGAGGUUCUCGGUGGUGUCAGAUGGGCCCUAUGGAGCUCCGCUGGCUGGCAGCGGUGGCGGCCUCCCUGGAUGUCACCUUCCUGUGUCCCCUAGUCCUGCGGAUCAGCUUUUCCUCCGCCGCUCCUGCUACUGCUGGUGCUAUUGAGCCCUCCACGUUGGCGGUAGAUGCGAUGGCGGAACUGCCGCUGCAGGGAGCGGCAGUCGUCCAUGUCUUCGACCCUGGGGAGCCCGGGAAGACCAGGGACUUCAAAUGCAGCAUUCAUACCUUAACCCAUGGAAUGCGGUACUUUAAAGACGUGCUGCAAAAGUCGGUUGAUAGCCGCACGAGGCCUGUGGAGAUUUCAGUCCACUGCGAUGUGGCUGUUUUUGAAUGGCUCUUGGGCUACUGCAAUGGCCGCACCAGCCGUGACCAUAUUACCGUGGAAGGUGUGCUCCCCCUGCUCAUUGCUUCCAAUUUCUUACAGCACCCUCAGCACCACCCGUUUCUCUCAUUUCGGUCUCCUCCGUGUCUGCCCUUUCCGUGCACUUCCGAUUGCAUGGAAGCCCAGAUGGAAGCUUUGGUGAUGGACUGUGUCAAGUUCAUGGCCAGCAACUUGGUGGAAGUGGCAAAACACCAUCAGCAGCUCGCCGGGCAGAGCGGAGACCUCACUGCGCUGCCACUGGAGCUGCUGUGCCGGCUGGCGAGGUCCAAGUCGUCGUCACUGCAUAUGCCACGAAGGUCCUCCGCGGGCUCCUCGGGAGCUGUGCAUAUCCCAGAUGCCGCGUGGCGCUUGCAAGAGUACCUAGCCUCCCUGCGCGCGCAGCAGAUCGCAUGGCGCGGCAUUUACUGGCACAUCUGGGGCCUCGUGCACGUGCUCUAUUGCCAUACCUGCAUGCAGCACGCACCGGCAGUGGAGUUGCGCCGCUGCACCUUCCAUCCACAGGCCCCCGUGUUCGCAGCCAGCGCGGCGGCUGGUGGGAGUGCAGCGGCGCGGCAGCUCGCAACAGGGUUUUACCCGUGCUGCGGUGCUGCCGCGACACGGGGUCCUGACCCACGGGUCGCAUCCGCCAGUGGCUGCUGCGCACGGGAGCACCGGUUAGUUCCCAGUGGCCAAGCGCCGGGGACAACCCUGCCGCCGGGGUUGACACCAGAGCUACUCAGCACGAUCCAGCACUGUUCGUCGCUGUUCACGAACCCGUCGGCGCUACUGGCGCGGCAGUCGAGCGGUGACGAUGUGGCACCGCAUAUUAGCGCGCCGGGCUUUGUGAACGGUCAUGUCCCUGGGGCUGUUGCACGCGGAGCUGGUGGCGGUGGCAGCAACGAACGACAUGGCGCGGCACCUGCAGCCGCAGCCAGCGGCGAUGCGGCUGCCGCUGCAGGUCCAGCCGCAGCCGUUAUGGCCGACGCAGCAGCUGCGGCCGCUGCCGCGGCGGCGGCGGCCAAGUCGCCUCGGAGUCGACAUGUUUCUUUCAUCGACAACAGCAGCAGCUCUGCGCCCAGGGCCGCUGCCGCGGAAGAUGUACAGGCCGCGGAUGCUGACGGCCGGCUCGUGCCGCCGGCGAUUCAGGCCAUGCUGAGCUCCGCGACGGCGACGGCUGCUGCCACCGUCGCUGCGCUCCUGCGCACCGGUGGCAGCAACCCUCUUGGCCCUGCCACGGCUGCGACGGCGGCGGCGCUGGGCUACAGCCUGAGCGGCAUGCCGGGCAUAGACAUAGGAACGUCGGGUCCCGGUCCUCCGCCAGCUCUGCUACUGUCAGCAUCCGCGCAGGUGCAGUCCCCUCGGCCGCAGGCAGCACCGAAUUUGCCGUUGCCGCUGACGGGGAACACGAAGAUCGAUACCCGGCGUUUGGCCGCGGCGGUGGCCCGGCGGCUCUCCCGGAGCGGCAACGGCGGCAACAGCAGCGGCGCUGCAACAACAGCGGCCCUCGAUGAGGCUGUCCCUGCGCAACAGCCUGCGGCCAAGGACUUGCGCCGGCACCACCACCAACAACAACAACCAUCACAACAACAACCAUCACAACAACAAGAACAACAACAGCAUAACCAUCCCCAGCAGCGGAAGCAGCAGCACCCUCAGGAUCAGCCGCCGCAGCUGACCCGACGGCCGGCGCUCGAUACCGUCCGCAGCUUCACCAGCCUCGCUGCCCUUCAGCUGGUCGCGGCGGAGGAGGGCACGGAGGCGAUGAUCGCUGCACGGAGGUCCCUCACGGCCUGCCAAGUGCAGGUCGCCGCCCCUAUGGCACCUGUUGCCAGUGCAACGGCCUCGGCCUGUCUGGUAGGGGAAAAUUGGGAAAAUCGGGCGCUGGCUGCCGGCAAGCCUCAUUCGGCCAAUGGCGUUAGCGCGGCCACUCAGCGGAUACUACUGAAGGUGGCGCCGCCGCCGCCGCCGUCGCCGUCACAGGCGCAACCCGGCGGUGGUGUUGCUGCUGGCGGUGGCGGCGGUGUUAGCUCGCCGCGGGCAUUGCUGGACCGGUCACCUCUCCACCUGCGAAAGAGCCAAGCGCGGAGUCCGCCUGCUAACCGUGGCGCCGCCGCCGCUGCCAACUCUCCACAGCCGCCGCAGCGGGCAACCCUCACUAGCCUCAGCCCUGACUCCAUGGGUGUACAGUUGGCUGCACCGCCGCCGUCGCCGGCAAGUGUGGGACCCGGGGCUCCCCGGCCGGAGGAGGGAUCAACCUCUCUGGACCCGCGGGAUGCCUCUCCAACUCGCAGCAGGCCCGCCGCCGCCGCGGAUCGGAGGGUGCUCCUGCGCGGGUCAACCGUACCUGCUGGAUUUCCACCCGGCGAGAAUCAGCACCGUCCACCAUAUAUGCAGCAGCACGCGCAGCCUCUCUGGUCGCAACCGCAGUCAACAUCGCCGCCCGUCUGCAAGCGGCAACAGAGACAGCGCCAUCCCAGUCAUCAUCAGCAGAAGGCUAGCUACUCCGAAGACGUGCAGGAAGGCGGCGGCGGCGGUGAAGGUAUCGAUCGUGGCCUUCAUAGAGGACUGUCGGAGCGCAGCGGCGGCGGCGGCGGCGGAGCGUGGCUCAGACGUGAGGUGGCGCUGCCGCCACGACCCGGCGGAAUGCCAGCGGCGGCUGCGACCGGGGGAGUACUGCAUCGCCGUUAUUCCGCCGGUGGGGGCACCGACGCUGUCGGCGACGGUGGAGGCGGCGAGGAGGAGGAGGAGGACGACCAUGACCGUCUUCACAUGCAGCAACGUCUCCGAAAAGGAAAUCGUGAUGGACCGGACGGGGGCGGCCGGGGAAAGUCCCGCGCCGGUGGGGGGUCUGAACUGCCUCGAGUAACUACCUUGCGGGGAAGCGAUAGUGUCGGCAGCGGCAGCUUCUCCGGUACUUCUACCGCUGGUGGUGGCAGCGGCUGUGGGAGUGCGGCUGGGGUUGACCCCAAUCCGCUGCAACGCAGCGUGCAGGCCGUCCUGUUGCAGCAGCGGCAGCGGCGCUCCCCGGAGGUUCAGGAGGAGGACACCAACCCCUACCAAACGCAAAAUCACUAUCCUCACCACCAACACCACCAACACCGAAACCAGUACCACCAUAACUAUCACAGCCAAUAUCACCACCAUCCCAAUAUUAGCCACAGCCAUCGGCACCAGCAGCACCAGCAGCAUUCAUUGGCGUCGCAGCCCUCGCAGCGGCAACGCAGCGCCGGCAGGUUACGGCAGCGUUUGGGUAGCGGCUCCGGGGCGGGCUUUGCAGGAGAGGACGCGGCUUUCGGCGGCUGCGCCGCGGGGUCAGCGGCUGUUUCUGAGGAACAGGAGCGUCGAGCGCUGAUCGAGCAAUACAAGACGCAACAGGUAUUGUCGCCGCGGCCUAAGAAUGUCCACAUGAUUUCCAUCUCGGAGCUGCCCACUGGGUCCGGCGUCGGCAGCGGCAGCAGCGGCGGGUCUGUGUGCGGUGCGCCGCAGCUCGCAGGGGAGCAUCCGCAUCCGCAUGUGCAACCGCAGGCGCAGGCGCAAAGCCCCGGAGUAAGUAGCAGCGAGGCGCCUCUGGGCGGCGCUAUGGAGUCAGUCGGGGAGGGGCUCUCAACCAGCGCCGGAGGUGGACCCACGGCGAAUGCGCUGGCGGUCCGGGCUGACGGGACAGUUGCAACAGCAGCUCUGAUGGCAGCGGAGGCAGCGAGGUCAAACGGCGCUGGCUUAUUUGUGGUGAUGUCUGAUGAUCUGGACGGGGCCGUGAUGAUGCUACCGCCGCCGCCGUUGCCGUCGCCGCCGACGACGACGAUGGCGGCAGUGGCGGUGGUGGUUCCGGCGCUAAGGACCCCGGUGGAGAGCCCGCUGCCCAGUAGGGCCCGCAAACUACGCAUGGAGCUACUGCACGAGGACGAUAAUUACCGGAUGGACCUCCUGGUGAAGCACCUGCUGGCGUGUCGGCCCUCCCAUCGCGUCACAGCUGGCGGCGGGGCGCCCCGCGAUCCGCGCACCCUCCGCGGGAAGUCUGCGCUGACGCCGUCUUCACGGACAGCUGUCGGCGGCAGCGGCGGGGUUGGUCCUUCUGGCGGUACCGGCCGAAGCCGACCCGUUUCUGCCGCGGCGGCAAUGUACGGUAAUCGGCCAACGCGGCCCCGAUCCCGCAGCGUGUCUCACUUGCAGCGCUUGCAAAGCAUUUACAUGUAUGGGACGGGAACUGCUUCUGGGUACGGUCAUGGCGGUGGCAGCGGUGGAAGCGCUGCGUAUGCCGGUGGCGCCACGGCCUUCGACACGCAGGCCGGCAGGGCUGACGGUCCGUUGCUUGGCGGCGGCGGCAUCGUGGAUCCCUACUUGGCGAUGGAUUCUAGAUACAGCGAGAUGGACGAUAGGUCGUUGGAGCGGAUGGGAUUGGGGGCGGGGAUGAACGCGGUGAUGGCGGGUGGCAGGGGUUUCGGGGGCGGGGAACGGCGGUCUCAAGACCAGCGUCCCCUGUCGGCACCACGGUCGUGGCGUCACAGUUGA
Volvox carteri f. nagariensis is the source of this 5304-nucleotide messenger RNA. RefSeq lists its product as uncharacterized. Bases 1 to 5304 code for a protein of 1767 amino acids. NCBI's taxonomy places the organism in Eukaryota, Viridiplantae, Chlorophyta, Chlorophyceae, Chlamydomonadales, Volvocaceae. The record is from RefSeq and is a predicted model, not a curated record. The transcript is spliced from 8 exons.